AUGCCCGCGCGCCGGCGUCCACCAGCGGGGUCGCGCACCGAACUCCCUCCGCUGAAGAUUAUCCGCAAGAUCUUCUUGCUGCAGGUUGCAUACUAUGCCUGCGCGACGGUUCUCAUUUUGUUCACGACGGUCGUGUAUGGCGCGCCCUUUUCGCUGGAUUUGAUCUUUGGAUGGGACUCAUUGAGAGGGGAUACAACUAUUGGGUGGAUGUUGGGGUUGGUUUGGAUGUUGAAUUGUUUUGUUAGCGUCAUCUUCCUCCUCCUCUUCGUCUCUCGCUCAAAGCUCGUUCCGGACUUCGCAUUGACAAUCCACUUCCUACACCUCGUCGCCACGACUUUCUACACUCACUCUUUACCCACCAAUCUCCUCUGGUGGGGAUUGCAAUUUGCCAGUGCGGCUAUGAUGACGUUCUUGGGUAUGUGGGCUUGCCAGAGACGCGAGCUCGAGCCUAUUUCUUUCGGUGGGCUUGGCGGUGGCAGUAGUAGCCAAGCUGGAUCUUCGGGGCCUUCUGCUGGUGAUGGUCAGCAAGAGUCGAGCUUUGGCCGGGGCCGUGGCCGUGAGCGCAGCUUGCAGGAAUAUGAAUUGGAUGAUCUGAAGCAUGCUGGUGAGCGUGCGGUAUGA
This is a messenger RNA of Penicillium antarcticum, 621 nucleotides long. RefSeq names its product protein SYS1. Bases 1 to 621 code for a protein of 206 amino acids. Gene Ontology annotation, cellular component: Golgi membrane; trans-Golgi network. Gene Ontology annotation, biological process: Golgi to endosome transport; protein localization to Golgi apparatus; Golgi to plasma membrane protein transport. The record is from RefSeq and is a predicted model, not a curated record. NCBI's taxonomy places the organism in Eukaryota, Fungi, Ascomycota, Eurotiomycetes, Eurotiales, Aspergillaceae. The transcript is spliced from 2 exons.